AUGACUACAAUUGAGAAGCUACAGCCCGGAACAAAGCUCCAAGUGGGUUCCCAUGAGUGCAACGUAUUAUUUCUACAAGAUACUAACAAUAUAUUGUCCACAGGUGGGUUUGCUCAUAUUUACACAGUGAAACCACAACCGAUUGAAGAUGGAUAUGAGAUUGCAUGUUUGAAAAGAGUGAUUGUCAAGACUAAACCUGAAUUGAAUUUGUUGAGAAAGGAGGUGGAUACAAUGAAGAAAUUGGCCAGCAACAAAUAUGUGGUGAAAUAUUAUGAUUCCAACGCUCAAAAAUUAGAUGAUGGAACAUACGAAGUGCUUUUACUUAUGGAAUACUGUCCAAAUAAGAGUUUAUUAGAUUUAAUGAAUCAGCAUUUGAAAACCAAGUUAUCUGUUGCCCAAAUCUUGAAGAUUAUGUAUGAAAUUUCAAUCGCGGUAUCAGCAAUGCAUUCUGUCAAUUUGAUUCAUAGAGAUUUGAAAGUGGAAAAUGUAUUAAUCAAUGCUGAUGGUGAUUUCAAGCUUGCAGAUUUUGGUUCAACAAGUGGAUACAUUGCACCUCCAAAAAAUCAAGAAGAGUUUCAGCUGGUUGCCCAUGAUAUAUUAUAUCAGACAACUCCACAAUAUAGAGCUCCUGAAAUGAUUGAUCUUUACAAAAACAUCCCAGUUGAUUAUAAAUCAGAUAUAUGGGCACUAGGUGUGUUCCUAUAUAAAUUGAUGUAUUAUACAACACCUUUUGAAAUGCAAGGUGAAGUUGCUAUUUUGCAUGGUUAUUUCCAGUUCCCACCAGCACCGAAAUACCCUUCAAGAUUAAAGAACUUGGUGAUCAUUAUGCUUCAGGUCGACGUUAAUCUACGGCCAAAUAUUUAUCAAGUGAUUCAUGAAUUGUCAUCAAUGGUUGAAAAACCAGUUCCAAUUGAAGAUUUUUAUGGAUUAGGCCCUUAUAAUUAUGAAGAGUAUGCAAAAUAUCAACAACAAUUACAAUAUCAACAACAAAUACAACAACAGCAAGCUCAACAAGCUCAACAGCAGCAGAUACAACAACAACAAUAUCAAACUCAAAAAUACUGGGAACAUCAAAAACAACAACAAAAACAUCAAGAAGAGCUCAUCACACAACAAGUUCAUAAAGCUGCUGAAAAUAAUCAACAAGCUCCUAAUCCAAACGAUCUUAGAAGCUCUACAGCAUCUCCUCAAGCUGAUCACUCAAUUCAUCCACCACAACAAUUGGCUCGCUCUACAAACCCUAGUAGUGGUGAUUUACAAAGCUUAGCUUUUGAAAGUGAUCCAGUAAAAUCUGAGAAAACACCUACUCCAUUGACAAAACAACCUCUUGGAGGUGAAAACAACAUUCAUGUUGAAGAGAAAGAAAUUCAAGAUGAAGAUCAAACUGGUGAAGGAGAAGAAGUAUUGGACAACGUUGAAGAAAGAUAUCCAUCUUUAGAAGACCUUGAUGAAGGCUCAGUUGAGAAAAGGUUCCCAGAUGUUAAUACAAUUGAUACAGAUGUUGAAACUAAAGCUAGAAAAUCAAUUGAUGAAUUACGUUCGGAAGUUAGUGAUGCUAAAUCUUCAGUUGAUCUAACUAGAAACUCUUCUAGAAAAACACAGACAUCUACAAAAACUGAAGAAUUAGAAAAUGAAGAAGAUGCUCCAAAACUUGGUAUUAAACUUACUCACACUGAAGCAUGGACAACACCUGCCCCAGAACCUAAGCAUAAUAUUGAUGUUGAUGGAGUUUUCCAUACUGAGAGUGAUCAAAAUGAGAAAUCAUCUCCUUCAAGUGUUCCUAGAAAGAGUGGUGAAUAUGACGCUAGAGAAAGUUUUGAAUCAGGUGCUAGUAGAAAAAGCUUUGAGACUAUGAACUCACAUUAUGAUCCUUCAACUAAUGAACCAACCUCAAGCUUACAGCAGACAAAUAAUUUGCCACCACAACAAGAUGCUGGAUAUUCUCAAAUUCUAGUUUCACCACCUUCAAAUCCUCAACCAAUUUACCAAAAGCAAUAUCACCCUCAACAGUUGGAAAACCAGCAUUAUCCAACAAAUCAAGAGUCAAGCAAUAAUCCAUAUUAUGCUUAUCCACAACAAAACUUUAACCAACCAAGACAAUAUCAUACUGUACCACAACAGUCUCAACAGCUUCCACAGAAUCCUAUUUAUUCACAAUCUGACCCAUAUUCUCAACAACAACAACAACAUCAACAACCAAGACCAAAUAUUUUAGGAUCAAGAAACCCAUUCCCUACAGCUGGUUCUAAAAAUCCAUUUCCUUCUUCAAAAUCUUCUUUAGAUGUAAAAACUAAUCCAAUCCCAGCUGAAAAAUCAGGUGGUAAUCCAUGGGCUCAAUAUCAACAAAAUACAUCAAAGUUAAAUCCACAACAAAAUUUAUUGCUUCAACAACAAAAACCAACAAUUAAACCUUAUUCUACAAAUUCUGUUCCAAAAUUGAGAAAUUCAUCCACAUUGGAGUCACCAAGUAUUCAAGUAACACCAACUGAGAAUCUGAUUGAUAUUGAUAAUGUACCAGCACCUGCAAGAACAAGAGAUCCUAAGAAUCAACCACAACUGAAUUUAGAUUUAUUAGAAUUAGAUAUGAGUGAACCUGAAGCUUUUGAUGAUGAUUUACAAGUUGAAGAAAUGAAGGUUAAACCAACUAGAAGAAAAUCUAGUAAUCAAAAACCUUCUACUUUACCACAAGAUGGCUCAGUUCCAAGAAAAUCAAGUGAAUUGAAUAGAAUCAAUUUAGAUCUUGAAGAAUUGAAUCUUGAUGAUGAAAAUAAUGAAAAUGUUUUAGCUGAUGAUGAAACUGGUGAUUCUUACUCUAAACAUUCAAGACGUUCAUUAUCAUUACAUCGUUCAAGAUCGAAAACAUCAAAAGUUUCUAGACCAAAAGAUGAAAGUAGAAAAUCAUCAUUUUUAGGUUUCAAGUCAUAG
Hansenula ciferrii is the source of this 2925-nucleotide messenger RNA. RefSeq lists its product as uncharacterized. Gene Ontology annotation, cellular component: cytoplasm. Gene Ontology annotation, molecular function: protein serine/threonine kinase activity; ATP binding. Gene Ontology annotation, biological process: peptidyl-threonine phosphorylation; protein autophosphorylation; actin cortical patch assembly. Lineage: Eukaryota; Fungi; Ascomycota; Saccharomycetes; Phaffomycetales; Wickerhamomycetaceae. The record is from RefSeq and is a predicted model, not a curated record. The transcript is spliced from 2 exons. Bases 1 to 2925 code for a protein of 974 amino acids.